AUGCCACAAGACAAUUCUCAACACCAACAACAAUAUUCAAAUAAUACUGGCAGUAACCGGGAUCACGGUCACACCACUUCAAACAGAUCGGAUCAAAAGAAACCUUUUCAAAGAACACUGAAAAGUAAUCCGUUCAGUAAUACAACACAUCAGGAGAGAAAGGAAGAAGAUGGUCAUCAAUUAAAACCAAGACAUACACAAGCAUAUGAACAAUUACAAGAAAAGUUUAAAAAUCCAGAUGAAGGCAAACAAAAAUUUAGGGAAAAGAAGAGAAAAGUAUGGGAAGAACGUAGAGGCAAUCAUUUUCAACCAUCUACUUCUGUUAUUUUGAAAGGUUUGUCAAAUCUUGCAAGUGAAGAUGAUAUUUCAAAUUUUGUUUUUCAAAUUCAUGGACUACAACCAACACGUGUCAGAAUUGUUCGUGAUAAAGCAACUGGACAAAGUAGAGGAUUUGGUUUUGUUGACUUUGCUACAUUAACCGAAAGUGAGCAAUUUAUGAAUUCUUCAAAUGGUGGAAUGUUUAUUGGAAAUGAUUAUGUAGAGUUGGAGUACAGUCACAAAACACCUCACUCGGAGGAAGGAAAAGAAAAUGAAAAAAGUUUCAAGGAUUGGUUUUGUGGUCAUUGCAAUACUAAAAAUUUUAUGCAUAGAACUAAUUGUUUCGGUUGUUCUAUUCCAAAAGACGAGUUGGCAAAAGAUGCCUCCGAUGUUAACGAAGAGGUCACACCAACUACAGAGCUUAUUGUGAGAGGUCUUAACCUUCUCACUAAUGAAACAACGUUAUUGAGUGUAUUUUCUACCUUUGCCCCAAUCAAGGCAUGUAGAAUUAUUAGAGAUAAGACGACCCAAAUAUCCAGACAGUUUGGUUUUGUGGAAUAUUUCUCUUUAGAGGAUGCCACAAACGCUCUAUCAAAAGUUUCUGAACUAUUUAUUGAUGGUGUUCGUGUUAACGUUGCCUAUGCCAAACGUCAACAGUCACAAGAAAAUGAAUCUGAACCAACAAUAGCCAGUUGGAAUUCCUUAUACAGUUAUACUGGCACAGAUCAAAAGCUAGAAGAAAAGCAAAAAAUAAUAGAGAGCUCCUCGGCAGAUACUAACCUUUCAAAACAGGAUAAAGCACUCGCAGAAAGUGGCUUUAUCUUUGAUUCAGACUCUGGUUACUAUUAUAAUAGUGAACUUAAUUAUUACUAUGAUAUCAAUACCGGAUACUACUAUGACUGUGCAGGAGGAUUCUGGAUGUAUUAUAAUGAGGAAGAUAAAACUUACGUUGCAUUCCCUGCUGAAGGAACCGAUGCAAGCGAACAAAACGACAAUUCUGAGGAAAAGAAUCCAACAACUGAAGGCAAAGUAAUUGGACCAUCUCUUCCUAAACCCCAAGAAGAGGAAAAGGAGCAAGUCAUUGAGGUUAUCAGUUCAGGAGGAUUUGUUCCUAACCCUGAAUUCAAUGAACAAUUAAAACAAUUGGAAAAGGAUAUUGAGCAGGCCACCUCACAACUCAAUAGAGAAAAUGGUAAAUCCCAACAAGGAGUAAAACGAAAGCGUGAUACAAAGCCAGUAAAUGCCAAGGAAUUGGAAAAGAAGGAAAUUGACGAUAACAAUGUCGGUAAGAAAAUGUUAGAAAAGCUUGGUUGGACAAAAGGUGAAGGAUUGGGUAAGAACAAGUCAGGUAUCACCACUCCAAUCAGUGCCAAACAAACAGAAAAAAAUACUGGUCUUGGCUUUGCAAAAUCCAACACUGGAGGAGGUCUCGGACAGGCAAAUAAGAAAAGAAAGGAGAGUUACCAAAAGGAAGGAAUGAAAGUUUUGCAAAAGAGGUUUAACGAGUUGGAAAAGCAAGAAUAA
Molecule: messenger RNA, 1842 nt
Organism: Naegleria gruberi
Lineage: Eukaryota; Heterolobosea; Eutetramitea; Acrasida; Naegleriidae
Exons: 5
Coding region: 1-1842 (613 amino acids)
Biological process (GO): mRNA splicing, via spliceosome
Cellular component (GO): nucleus
Molecular function (GO): RNA binding
Source: RefSeq, a predicted model, not a curated record